Molecule: messenger RNA, 1800 nt
Organism: Pieris rapae (cabbage white)
Lineage: Eukaryota; Metazoa; Arthropoda; Insecta; Lepidoptera; Pieridae
Exons: 2
Coding region: 40-867 (275 amino acids)
Source: RefSeq, a predicted model, not a curated record
ACGCAAUGAAUUUGAACCAUUAACAAAAGUGUAGUGAAAAUGUAUCGUAAAAGUGUAAUUACUCUCGCUCUUGUGUUAUUUGCAUCAGCUGAGGUGGCUAUAGGUGAACCCAAACCAAAGAAUGAUGAAGUUAUUGAAGUGAAAAACUUUUCCAGUACGGUAAGAACAGGACGUGCUCUACACAAGGAAUGCAACGGAAGUCUGAACGCCAAGUGCCUCAAAAUACAUGUUUUAUCCUUUCUAGAGGAUUUGGGCUCUCGCGAUGAGCUAAAUCUUCUCCCUGGAUUAAGCAUUGUCAAAGAAGAUAAAGCCAACAGCAGCUCUGCGGAAGAAAUGGCAGCUGAAAUAUCACGACAAUUUCCCGGGAAACCGGAGGAAAAGUUGAACAGAUUCAUUUUAUAUAGAUUACAAAGUUAUUUAGAUAGCCAUUCGUUAAGGUACAGAUUAUUGGAUCCAAAGACUACAAAGGAUGCAUUAAAUAUGGCUAAUACUGAGGGUACCGGGAGGGGCAAGGGUGGAGGAGGAUUGGGGGGAGGAAAGGGAGGAGGUGGAGCACUCUUGGCGGCAGCUUUGAUGAUGAAAGGUACCCUCGCUGCAGCAGCUCUCGGCGCCCUGGCUUUACUUGCCGGCAAAGCCUUAAUGACAGCUCUUAUGUCUCUCCUCUUAUCAGCUCUUGUAGGUCUUAAGGGUGGAGGCGGUGGUAAAUCAACUACAUAUGAGAUCAUCACUAAACCGGAAGUAUCUCAUCAUCAUUCCCACAGCCAUGAAGAACAUCACGAACAUGAACAUGGGCAUCAUGGCGGGUACAAACGAGCAUAUGACUUGAAUUAUAAUAGCUAUAUGCCAUAUGAUGGUACAACGAGCUAAAGGUGUCAAAGUAAGAUGUAGACCUUUUGUCACCAUUAUUUUAAGUUUUACGCAUUAAAACGCGCCUACCUGUUUUAUAUUUAACUAGUUGUAAGAACAAAUUGCUAUUUGCUUUGAAUAACUGAUUCAUACACAACUAUAAAUCUUUACAUUUUUCUAUGGUUUCACCUAAUGAAAUCAAAUACUAUAUCUCACAGAGUGAUAAAAAUUUAGUGCAGAAAAUGGUGCGUAAAAUGCAAUAAAUGACGUACCAAAAGUUUAACAUUUGCUCUUAAAUCGUUGUGAUUUACUUACAAACUUAGGCGCUUACAAUCUUAGCUUAAAAUACAUUUGCAUUUUUAAGUAUAGCUAAAAAAAAUUAAGUUUUGAUACUACGUUCUUUCGCCAUAGGAUUAAGAAAAUAAUUUAUUACCUUUAUAUAAGCUUAUUUAUUAUAGUUUAAAGUAGAUCUUUAUAAUAUGUAACUUGAUGUAGUUCAUUUAAGUUAUUUUUCUUAUAUACAUAUAUAUUUGCAUUAAAUUUAUUUAUCGACUUUGUGGUUGAGUUUAACACACUAGCCAUAAAGUAUUUUUCUGAAUUUAACUUCUCGAAGUUAUUAUUGUGAAUAAUAACUUCGGAAGAUAAAUGAUACGUCAAUUAAUUUGUUUGUCCCAAACCCCAUUACUGAGAACGGGAAUUCAAAAGUUUUUUUAUCAAUAGCGCUAUAAACCCACCUAUAUUGCAACUUAUAUUUAUACACAUUCAUCACAAUUGAAAUUUCAUAUGUAUUUUAAUGUCGAAAAUAUAUUACAGCUAUAUAUUUAUUACAAAAAAAAAUAUUUAACAUACAGUACACAUUACGGCUUAUUUUAAGCAUUAUCUUGAGAAGCAGUAUGUUAAACUGUGAUAUCUUACAUAUUGUAUUUUGGAAUGUUUCUGGAUCAAAAAUAAAAU